This is a messenger RNA of Drosophila innubila, 1281 nucleotides long. RefSeq names its product probable basic-leucine zipper transcription factor R. The coding region runs from base 129 to 1208 and encodes 359 amino acids. The record is from RefSeq and is a predicted model, not a curated record. NCBI's taxonomy places the organism in Eukaryota, Metazoa, Arthropoda, Insecta, Diptera, Drosophilidae. The transcript has 3 exons.
UUGUUGUAUCACUAACUAAGUAAGGCUACAACUUUGAGUCAAGUUUGAAUGGAUUGUCAAAUAUUUAUAGAAAAUAUCGAGUGACUUUUCCUCGCCAAGCUAAAUGAUCUGCUCUAAAUGUGCUCUAAAUGCGCUUAAGCAAUCUGCUUUGGAUUGUUGCACUAUUUAUCGUCCUAUGUGCAGACGGCGCCCUUCAGCAGCCCAGAAUGAUCGGAAAACGAGAAGAUUUUCAAUCGCGACCCAAUGCCGAUUACGAAUAUGUGGACGCGACGCUUGAUGAUCAAUUGAAGCGCCUGGGACAGUAUGACCUCAAAAGCUGGGAUGCAACGUCUGACGAUGGCGGAUUUCAGCGGGUUACCCAAUGUGAUUCAAUGACACCCACGACCAGCUGUGAAACCUUUGAACCACCUUGCAGCACCACUUGCCAGCCACCCACACCGCCACCACAAGGAGCCGACUGUGAUCAGUUUCAAGCGAAUCAGAACUCGGCCUUGCCACAGCAGCAGCAGCAACAACAGCAGCAGCAACAACAGCAGCAGCAGCAAUAUCCGCAGCAGCAACAGCAACAAUAUCCGCAACAACAACCACAGCAGCAACAAUUUGCGCCCGCUGACAUGGAUGAUUCGGAGCUGCGUGGUCGGGAGCUGCGCAAGUUGGUGCAACAUUUGUAUGUGGCACAGGCACGUGUCCAGCUGGAGGCAACGGAGAUACACAAGGCACAGGCGGUGGCCAGUUCAGCGCAGGCACAGCUUGAGGAUUCGGCGAAUCAUGUGCGCACCAUCACGGCCACGUUGCACAACGCCCAGCAGGAGGUGGCAGCUGCUGCCAUUCGAGCUCAGAUUGCCCAACUGCAGCUGGCGGCGCACGAUCAGCUGCUUUUUGCUGCUCGCCAGGAUGUGGACUCGCUGUCCUCGCAAGUGGUUGGCCUGCAGGCAGCCGAGGGCAUUGUGCAGCCCAAGUUGACAGUCGAUCUCCAUGCGCUGCUCGACAAGCUGCGACAGCCGCUGCAACACUUCGAUCGACCCACGCCGGUGCCAAUGAUCAUCACGCCGCCUCCACUGAACGAAGCGCCUCCUCAGCCAGCACCCGACAGCGGCGAGGGCGUGGUUGUGGGCGUGUCCAAUGAGGGUGAGCCCAUUAGCAACAACAAGCAAGUUGACAAGCAGCAGGAGCAGGCGAAGGUUGCUCGAGAGGCGAUCUACUCCUAAUCAAUUCCCCCGAUAUCCUCUUCUAUUUAUAUAUUUAUUUAUUUUUGUAUUCAUCAGUUUUCUCUGUAAAAAU